Zeugodacus cucurbitae (melon fly) is the source of this 535-nucleotide messenger RNA. RefSeq lists its product as uncharacterized. The record is from RefSeq and is a predicted model, not a curated record. The transcript has 2 exons. Bases 205 to 486 code for a protein of 93 amino acids. NCBI's taxonomy places the organism in Eukaryota, Metazoa, Arthropoda, Insecta, Diptera, Tephritidae.
GUAUUUCUUUUAGAAAACAAUUAUGUGUUUAAUUUUAUUUUAGAAAAAACUUCUGGCUGCCAAUUCAGUGUUCAAGUGUGGACGAUCGCAUGUGGAACCAACGAGCAGUGAAAGUGAAUUGAGCGCAAAAUAAUUAAACGCUGCCAUAGAGCCUAUUCUAUUCUAUUCUAUUCAGUAUUUAAAGACACUCUAAAUAGAACAAUUAUGAAAUCUGUAACGGGCUUUGUGCUACUUAUGGCUUGCUUGUGCAUCUGGCUUAUCAGCGCACCGGGGCUAACGGACGCUGAGCCACACAUUGGUGCCGCUUGGCCUAUUCUGCGUCUGGUCCAGGAUAUACCACCAGACUCACUCAUACCACGUAGACGUGUGAAGCGUGUCAAGAGAGGUACCAUCGAUCCGGGAUAUGAAGACCAAAGUUCGACGGAACGCGGUAAAGUUCGCUUCCCUGUUUGGGACGAUGCGAAGGGAGAGCCGCUACUGGAUUAAGAAUCACCAUCUUAAGAAAAAAAUUUUGAAUAAAAAGGCAUAAUUUUAU